CAUGACCGCAUCAUUUUCCGGUUAGUUCGCUUCAGUCCUAGAGCAUGAGUGGAAAGCAGAACCAUUUUGUUUUGUGUGGUUGAAGUAAUCUUUCUGAGGUAUAACCAAAAGCUGAGAAGCAAAGAAGCCAAAAGGUACUUGUGCUGUGUUUGGAGUGUUGGAAGCUCAGAAGACUGAAUCUUUAGGUGUCUUGAUAUUCAGAAAAGGAAUAUACUGCAGUCUUCUGUUUAGAAAUCUUGCCUAAUAAAAUGCUUGGAGAAGCCUUCCUAAUUGAACUCCUAUACAAAGAACAGAAAUAUACCAAAUUACGUAAACCACUCACAUAUAAGAAGACCUCAAAUGCUGAAAAGGAAACUUGGAAAAAACAGCUUUUAGGUAUAGAAGACAAUUCGCUUUCCCCUGAUAAAAUAGAAAAUCAACAUAAGGUUGAGAAAGAAAGGUUAGCAGAGCAAAUUAAUGAUAUGAAUAAAAGAAAAUCUGUGGAUGAGAUAACUGGAGCGAAAUGUAAAAGUGCAUCCUUUCCAGGAAAUGUGUCUGUUGCAUUGCCCAUUCCCAAGAGAGAAAAAUAUGAUGAAAGGCAGCAACUGGAUUUAUACCGAUCUUGGUCAUGCACAAGUAUUUGCCAGAAUUAUCCUGACCUACAGAUUGGAGGGGACCACGUGGGGAACAUGUACGAUUCAGGUUGCUUUGUGGAACACAUACGUGAUGAUGCUGUUAACGGUCCCCUUUUACUUUCAGUAGAUAUCCCAUUGGGCCAUUCUCCUACCACUGAGCCUGUAGAGAAACCACCUGCCCUGAAACUUUUGAGUGGGGAUGAAAUUCGAGAAAAAAGCAUGUUGUUUUAUAAGCAGCCCCUCUCUAAUUCUAUGCUUAACAGUUAUAUGGAGAAAAAAGUGGAUGAAGUCUACAAACAGUUUUUGGAAGAAAAUCUCACAAAGUGCCUUUCCAUAACCAAUCUUAUGACUUCCAACUUGCUAAUGAAUAAUGUGAAUCAGAUUAGCCUUCAAAUCUCUCAAGAGCAGAACAUAGAGGCAUCGAAAGGCCUGGAAGCUCACCUACAUUGUUCAAGAAACAGCUCUGAAUUCAGCACUCCUAACCUACAAAUAUCGAACCAGAGAAGUAGGGAAUUUGUGUCACAUCUACGUUAGGAACCAAUGAUAAGUUUAUUGGACUGAUUUAAAGGACUGGGGUAACAAUAGUUUUCUCUGGUUCCUGUCACAUCAGGGCUCUUUUGGGGUGUGGUUAUUAAAUUUUUUGAGAAAUUAUUUCAUGGUACAUCUGCAUUCUUUUAGGAGACAAUUUUAAUAAUUAAGUUGUAUGACUAUGUUUUCUAAUGACUUUGACAUGUUUAAUAGUUGCCACAUUCAUGUUUGUAAAUUUCCUAUGUACUUAUUUAUUUAGUUGCCACUGGCAUCCCAAAUCGAUUACCUCACUCUACUCAUCAGCUUUAUUUACUACAAAAGUGGUACAAAACUGGGUCAAAGAGAAGAUUAUUGCUUUCAGCUACUGAAAGGAGCACUAGAAACGAUAUCAUAAAGAGGCAUUUAUUUCACCACAAAGUGUUUAAAGACUUAUAAGUAUGCUUAAAUGUUCUUUCUUUUAUUUUCAACACUCAUACUGUUUAUUUACACUGACAGAAUAGCUUAAGGAAAAUUCUUUUUUCUUCAGAGUUUAGACUUAUAUUGAUACACAGCUACACUCAUUCAUUUACAGACUUGUCUAUGGCUGUUUUUAUUUUGGGUUGUUUUUUGUUUUGGGUUUUUUUUUUGCAGUUGCAGA
Messenger RNA from Phyllostomus discolor (pale spear-nosed bat), 1779 nucleotides. RefSeq names its product protein CXorf21-like. Bases 249 to 1148 code for a protein of 299 amino acids. The record is from RefSeq and is a predicted model, not a curated record. The transcript is spliced from 2 exons. Lineage: Eukaryota; Metazoa; Chordata; Mammalia; Chiroptera; Phyllostomidae. Gene Ontology annotation, biological process: regulation of toll-like receptor signaling pathway.